AUGAUUCUUGGGUUGAAGGUGAAAGUAGGGUUCUGCCUGUUCUCUGAUUUCUGCCUUCAACAUCGAUGGAGAUGCUUUAGGGUCGAAGUAAGGGAAGGUCAGGUUGUCGCCAAUAAUUUGGAGGGGAAGUCGGGGACUGUUUACGCGGCACCCAGUGUCGGAGCUCAUCUGCCCCCGCACUGGACCUCGUGGCCCUCAUCGGGGUUCGGGCUCCAUCAGCCGCUCGCCGGCCUUCGCGCCCAGCAAGAUUUCCUCCGCUCCACUGACCUCGCCGCCGAGCGAUUCUUCCUCUCCGCCGAGUCCAACCCCGCCCUGGACGAGACCUUCGCCAAGUUCGUCACCAUGUACCCGAAGUACCAGUCCUCCAGCCGCAUCGACGGCCUCCAUUGCGAGGAGUACUACCACCUCGCCGACGCCGGCGCCCGGAUCUGCCUCGACUACUGCGGCUUCGGCUUAGUCUCCUACCUACAGAGCUUCCAGGUAUAGGAAUUCUCUGCAUUCAGACCACCGCCAACCGUGACUCUAUCCUCGCCUAUCUUAGGUCUCUCGAGAACGCUAUGAAUUUUAUACAGAAG
Molecule: messenger RNA, 575 nt
Organism: Zingiber officinale
Lineage: Eukaryota; Viridiplantae; Streptophyta; Magnoliopsida; Zingiberales; Zingiberaceae
Exons: 3
Coding region: 1-486 (161 amino acids)
Source: RefSeq, a predicted model, not a curated record